Messenger RNA from Marasmius oreades (fairy-ring Marasmius), 420 nucleotides. RefSeq lists its product as uncharacterized. Lineage: Eukaryota; Fungi; Basidiomycota; Agaricomycetes; Agaricales; Marasmiaceae. The transcript is spliced from 5 exons. Bases 1 to 420 code for a protein of 139 amino acids. The record is from RefSeq and is a predicted model, not a curated record.
AUGUUCUUCUACGGUUUCUUCUUCUUUUCCCUGCUUGCUGCUACCAGCUUCGCAACGCCUGUCAGUAAUGUACCUGGAACUGCCACUCUCGGCGACCUGACUCAGAACGAUUGCAACAUUGAAGUCAAACCGGGAGCACUGGCUUUCCUCGUAUCGCCGAAGUCUGAUUUCGUUGAAGCAAAACCUGGUGCCACCGCUGCGGAGAGCGGGAUGUGCGGCCGGUCUGAUGGAGACGUCAUUGUCAUGAACGCUGCGGGCACGGUUCUCGCGAGCCUCUCGAAUUUCCCAGAGGUAUUGCCGGUCGGUUUCUGCAACGAAUGCGGUCCGAACGAUGUGAUAGUCAAUCAGGCGAUAUUCGACGCACUCAAGGGAAACCCGAACGAGAAAAUCAUCAAGAACGUCUUUGUGACAAUUGCAUGA